GACGGUUGGGCAAAACCAUGAGGUUGGUCAAGCUACUCCCUCGGGGCUGCGAACCUCGUGGCAUGGCUGGAAAGCAUCACUCGGAAGCUGUCCUUGCGGCUGCAGCUUGGGGAGCAGACGGAUGCACACUUAAAUGGGUUCUACUCUCAUUUGUUGGACAAGGGCCAGGCGUUGGUCUCAGCAGUCGUCGAGGAAAUCAUAUCAGAUGUAUCCUCGUGUGUGGUCAGUCUUAUCAUUAUUCUGCUUUAUGUGAUCUUCGGACUCCUUCAUCCUCUUCCGAUCGGUGGCAAAGUGAGCAAUCUUGUCAGAAGCUAUUUGUGGAAGAAGACCCUGGUGUCUCCGCGCUCUUCUUGUUGCUGAACAAUGAUUUGGCAAUUUUCUUUGGCAUCGUAUCCUUCUUCUUCAAUUACGUUCCCGAAGUCGGUACCAUCAUUGCCAUCAUCAUUCCCAUGCCAGUGAUCUUGUUAGACGGCCGAUUGGCAUCUCCAGCCACCACCUUGAUGAAGGCAACAAUGGGACAAUUAGCGAUGAAAAUCGUUUUCAACAACAUCAUUGAGACAUCCCUAAUCCAAGCAGAUACGGAGAUGAAGGUACACCCAGUUUGGGUCCUGUUGACCAUCAACUACUUUGGCUUCAUUUGGGGCCCAGUGGGGAUGAUGAUUGGCGUUCCCAUUCUGUCAGUUCUGAAGGGCGCAGCGGUGUCUACAAUUGAGCUUGAUACAGAGAAGGAUGACCUGACCAAGGCGUGGGCUGAAUCCUUCUUGGCAUGCUUGGAGGGCCGUCCACAAAAAGCAAGUCGCUUCCUCAGAGUCACGUUCUGCCUGCAGUCAGCCAAAGACUUUGCUUUGGAUGACGGCGCAGGAGAGAAGUUGGAAAUAGCAAUUGGAGCAAUGAGUCUAAAAGCAAGACCUGAAGAGGCCUCCGAAGCAGCACAACCCAAGUUUCUAUGCAGUCGGACGCCGGAGAGAGGCAUGGGCCUGGCGCAGUGCAACGCGUGCGAAAGCUGGUGUCCAGCCAUGGGAUUGAUGUCGCAGACUGAGUGGUGGAUGCUGGCGCUGGCCCAGCCAAAGGCAGGCUCGAAGUCUACGGAGUCCGAUGCGCCUGAUAUGCAGGCAAGCGCAAGCAGCGAAGAUCCCUUCAGCAGUGAAAGAGAGAUGCUGCUGGCUGCAGUGGAAGGUUUGCGAGAAGCGGCAGAGGCCGCCAUGCGACGAGCGGAGGCUGCAGAGGCUGCGUGCUUCGCACCAAUGAAGCUCGCGCUGGAGGCUCACUUGAAGGAGUACAAGGAACACAUGGCAUCUGAGAUUCGAAGUACGCUGCAACAGGAGAUCUCAGAGGCCACUGCAGAGCUGCGUGCAACUGCUCGUGAGCUCUGCGUGCUUUGCCGCUCACCGCUGCAGACUGCCGCUGGUGAGGCUGCGAGUCACGUGCCAGAAGGCUUAAGCUUCACCCCCUGCAGACAGCCAGCAAAGGUGGCAGCCGUUGCAAUGACCUUGGAGCCACAAGAUUUUCCAGUCGUGAUGUGCCAGGCUGCUGAUUUUGCGCCAAGCAGAUUGGAUCCUCAACAUCACACCUUGCCAAGCUUUACACCCAGUGCUGCAGGUUGUAGCUGGCAGAAUCUGUGUCUCGUUCCUCUCCUGAUUGCGCUAAAUCUGACCUUUGUGUUCGUGAUGCAAUGCAUCGCCCGCCACACUCGCAUCUCAGAGACUCUGCGUUUACAAGGAAAACGAUCAGAAGACAAGUACUCUGCAUUUACGGCCCUUCUGCGAGAUCUUUCGGGCGUCCAGAGCGUGAUCCGAUGCUUCAAGCGUGGCUUGGCCCAUGGUCCAAUGAUGUCCAAUGGUAUUCGCAGCGGGCAUGAAACGCUCGUGUCUACACGACAUGUUUGGUUCGGAGGAGGGCAAGCUUACUACAAACUCAAGAUGGAUGAUGAGAAGCGGGACAUUGACAAUCCCGACCAGCGCAUUAGUGACUCCGCUGAGCAGUUUUCCAACAUGAUGUACAUCCUUUUCUCAGGAUUCCUAUCUGCUGUGUUUGGAAUGGUCGCUUGGGCAGGAGUCAUGAUACAGCUAGGAGGUCCAAUGCUUGUCGUGACGUGCAUUGGGAUGGCCUUCCUUCGUCUCCUCUUAUCGAUUAGCAUGUUUGGAAAUGCGCUUGUGGAUGCUUUCAAGGAUAUGCUUGAAACAGGAGCAACCUUUCGAUAUUCUCUCACGCGCAUACGUGAAAAUGCGGAACCUGUCGCCCUUGCGCAUGGCGACCAGGUUGAGGAGAGCCGUUCGCGAAAUCUCUUCAACUCUCACAUCGAUGCCAUUCGAUACAACGCACCUUGGCAGCCGCCAGCUCCAGAUAGCUCCAGCGGACGAUGUGGACACCUUAAGGCCUUGGUGAACAUGCUGUUCACCACCACCUUGGGCAUCAUCGACUUCUUCCCCAUUGCUGGUCAGCUGAAUUUUGGGGAUGCUGUGCGGUGCCAGACAGGAUACAUGCAAGUGGCCAAGGUGAUGGACUUUUUUGCCAACUCUUUCUCCAAAUUGAAGCAGCUGCAAGCCAAUGGCGAGCGAUUGUGGCAGCUUUGGGAAGCCUCAGAUGAGGCCAAUGCGGCUCCCCCAGUGGAUGCCACCAUUCGUUUCGUUGCCAGCGAGGUGUCGGAAGCCUUUGGCUUUGAUUCACUGGUGGUCUAUGCACCUGGUGGCAAGACACCUGUGGCGGGAGUGACUCUGUCAUGCGCCACUGGACAAGGCGUGUUGAUCACUGGCAACUCAGGUAUUGGAAAGUCAUCCAUUCUGCGCGCUAUGGCAGGGCUUUGGUUGACGGGCGAAGGAAGUGUGGCAAAGUCUCCUGGUGCAGAAGUGGUUUUCCUACCGCAGAACUCCUACUUCCCCGUGGGGACCUUACUGGAGGCUGUCAUCUACCCUGCGCACACUGACGACUCUAAUGGCGCUGAGAAGUGUGGUUUGCAGGUGCAAGCCACGCUUGCUCUGAAGCGAGCCAUGAUGGGCCCAAUUCUACGAAAGUGGGGCUUGCAGGAAGUGCGGGACUGGACCGCCACGUUAUCUGCCGGUGAGCGGCAGCGCUUGGCCUUUGCGCGGCUGUUCAUGAUGUUGGCACUGCGCUCGCGCUGUGAAGAACGACGCAGACCGCAUCAGAACAUCUCCAUGGAAACACACAAGGCGCAGAGCACCACAGCCCUGAGCCGAAUGGCAGGCCUUGGAGGUCCCGGCCAUCAUCCCACGCCACGUUUCGGACGCAGCCUGGGCAACGAGCUGUGGAAGGCGGGCCAAAAGGAGCUCGCGCCCGAGCUGGGUCGCUUAUCGCGUCAGGCUGGACUAAGCUUGGGAGACUUGCAACAAGCCUCGGCUCUCUGCGGUGAGCUUCCAAACACCGGAGUCAUCACAGUCGUGGAUGAGGGCACCAGCGCUGUGGAGAUGAGCGUAGAGGCUGCACUCUAUGGAGAAUUGCGAAAAGAAUUGCAGCGUGGUACAUUGCUGGCGGUGGCAUCUGUGAGUCACCGUCCAAGUUUACAACAAUAUCACGACACAGAGCUUGUCAUUGGAGAUGAGGCAAGGAUGCGGACAGAGCCCGUCCUGGACGAGGGAGUUUGGAAUACCCCACUUGGGAAAGAGACCAUCUGGAAGCAUUUGGAUUUGAGACCUCCAUCACCUACCAAAAAAUUUGAGCUUGAGGAAAAGGUACUUCAAGAUACUGACAGCUGA
Cladocopium goreaui is the source of this 3710-nucleotide messenger RNA. The record is from the annotation of a GenBank genome assembly. Lineage: Eukaryota; Dinophyceae; Suessiales; Symbiodiniaceae.